This is a messenger RNA of Microbotryum saponariae, 1996 nucleotides long. The record is from the annotation of a GenBank genome assembly. NCBI's taxonomy places the organism in Eukaryota, Fungi, Basidiomycota, Microbotryomycetes, Microbotryales, Microbotryaceae.
AUGGACUCGUUGCAGCCCCACGCGGACGAUGAUGUCCAGCAUCGUCUCGCCGCGGCCCUCGCCGCCUCGGGAGAAUCCUCGCUCACUUCGCCCAAGUUUGCCGCCUACCUCGAUCAGCAGGAGACCGUCUCGCGUUCGGAUCAAUUCAGUUUUCCCUCGGUUGCGACAGUGCGUCCGCCGGGUGUGGCCAGGGCCACUGUCUCGAGCUCGGCGCGAGACUCGGAGCCAAGCGUCUAUCUCGCCGGCAACAGCUUGGGUCUCAUGCCCAACUCGACACCCAAGUUGAUACAAGAGGAACUCGAGGCCUGGAAGUCACAGUGAGUACACAUCGCAUCGGAUUGGUCUGGAAUCGUGCGCUGUGUCCGAGGCCGCUGCUGCUGCUGACGACACCCGCCCCACCCCCCGUUGCCCCCGUCCGUCCGUGCGCACCCCCACACCUGCACAACCCCACCUCGUCUUCUCUCGCCUCCCGCGCUCUCAUUCGGUCCCGCGUACGACAGGGGUGUUUUGGGCCACGUCGAGCAUCCCUACGAACGUCCUUGGGUCAAAAUUGACGAGAUCGUCACCCCGAUUUUGGCCGAGAUCGUGGGUCAGUCCUUGCCCCGGUUUUUUCGAUUUCUCCGAAGUUCGCUCGGCCACGGUGGCUGAAAGCUACUUGCUAUCUUUGGGGAUAGGGGCCAAACCCUCCGAGGUCGCUUGCAUGGGUUCCCUCACCUCCAACAUCCACAUUCUUUUCACGACCUUUUACCGUCCGACCUCGGAUCGCCACAAGAUCUUGUACGAAGGUAAGGCUUUCCCCUCGGAUCAGGUACGUCCCGGCCCCUUCCGCGCACCCCCGCCUAUGGACUCGCCCACGAGCUCACGUUGCCUGUCUGUCGACUUAUUACAUGCAGUACGCUUUCGCCUCCCAAGUCGAGAUGCGUGGUCUCGCCCCUUCGUCGCUGCUGCCGAUGGACCCGCGCCCCCGCGAGUACACGCUCCGCACCGAAGACAUUCUCCACACGAUCGAAGAGCAAGGCGACUCGAUCGCCAUCAUCUGCUUUGGCGCCGUGCAGUACUACUCGGGCCAGUGGUUCGACAUGGAAACGAUCACCAGGGCUGGUCAUGCCAAGGUUAGUACCUUGCGCCGUUCCCCGUCGUGAUGUGCACCGUCGGUAGCGCAGACUGAACUCGAUCUCCUCACCUCAGGGCUGCCUCGUCGCGUUCGAUUGCGCCCACGCCGUCGGCAACGUCCCCAUCCGUCUACAUGACUGGGGCGUCGACUUUGCCGCCUGGUGCUCGUACAAGUAUCUCAACGCAGGACCGGGUGGUAUCGCUGGCCUCUACGUCCACGAGCGCUGGGCCGACAAGAAGCGGUAAGCGGCCCUACGGCCCGCCGUCCUUCUCUUAGACCGGAGAGCAGCCCCUCUGAACUUGUUGUGUCUCCUCGUGACUGUGACUGUGCAGACUUGCUGGAUGGUGGGGCCACGAUACCUCGACGCGCUUCGCGAUGCCCAAUGUCUUUGCACCGAACCCCGGCGCCGCGGGCUGGCAGUUGUCAAACCCUUCGGUGCUCGACGUCAUCUCGCUCUACAGCUCGCUGCAAGUCUUUCAGUCCCUUGGCUCGUCGGCGUCUGCGGGAUCGGCGUCGUUCAUGGCCGCCCUGAGGCACCGCAGCUUGCUUUUGACGGGCUACCUCGAGGCGUUGCUGAAGCAGAGCCCUUACUACGUCGGCAUGGAGCGCCUUCAUUUGACGGAUCGCCAGCAAGUCAAGUUCACCCUCAUCACCCCAAGCGACCCAGAGCAACGGGGUGCGCAGCUCUCGCUCCUUUUCGGUCCGCCCGAAGCAAUGGACGUCAUCUUUGACGGGCUGAGGAGCGCGGGUGUGCUCGGCGACGAGAGGAAGCCUAGCGUCAUUCGUCUCGCGCCCGUCCCGCUGUACAACUCGUUCCGCGAUGCGCACCAGGCCGCAACGAGUUUGGACGGGGUCAUUGCACACCAUGUAGCCUCCCUUUAG